Phalaenopsis equestris is the source of this 999-nucleotide messenger RNA. Its product is annotated as F-box/LRR-repeat protein At3g48880-like. Bases 166 to 999 code for a protein of 277 amino acids. The transcript has 2 exons. Lineage: Eukaryota; Viridiplantae; Streptophyta; Magnoliopsida; Asparagales; Orchidaceae. The record is from RefSeq and is a predicted model, not a curated record.
UUAUAAACUUCCCUUCAUCAACGCUACGGCCUUCCCCUUGAAAAUCUAGACACUCCAUUUUUUAUCAUGAAACGUGGAAUUAGAGCUGGUUCAGAGAUUAAUCUGCUGCUUAUCUUCCCCUACAAAUAGGAUUUCAGCACCACAAAUUUAAAUUAGAGAAAAGUCAUGAUACGAAGGAGAUGGGAGGAUUUGGCAUUUGAUUGCUUGAUCUGUGUUUUCUGCAAGUUGGGAUUUGAGGAUCUCACGAUUGCAGUUCCAUUUGUCUGCAGAUCAUGGAACAAGGCCUCCCUUGAUCCGCAAUGCUGGAGAGUUCUGGACUUCAAGGACUUAGAUUUCUCCACAAAGAGCAAGUUCAUAGCAAGGUUCAAAGAAUUGUAUCAGCUGCAGAGCUUCUCCUUCUCUUCUUUCCUGAAGCUCUGCAUCUCAAAAAGCCAUGGAUCCGUCAUGGAGCUUCGCAUUCCCUCCUUGUUCGGCGCAUCCCUGCACCAAGACUUGGUUUUGACGUCCAUCCAAUGUCCAAAAUUAAAGGUGCUGUCUUUACCAACACUUAUAUGGAACGAUGACAAGCAACUCCCAGGGCUGAUGUGCAGCUGGAAGGAAAUGGAAGCUUUAGAAAUGAUCUGGAAGCCAAUUUCAUUUCUGAAAAUGCUAGAGCAAAUCAUGCUCCACUGCCCCAACUUUCAUGAGCUUAAUCUCUGCGGCUUCCUCAAUGGAAAGGAUGCACAGGCAAUGAUCAGAUGCUUGCCUAAGUUGAAGAGACUGCUGAUGAGUGCAUCCUUUCUGCGAAAGGAUGAUUUGGUGAUGAUUUUGGAUGGAUGCAAGGAUUUGGAAGAGGUUGAUGUUUCCAGGUGCAGAGGAUUGGAUGUUGAUGAUGUUUUACUGAAAAAAGCUGCAAAGUUGAGCAAGUUUGAGUUCCAGGGCUGCAAACCUGAAGAAAUCUACGGCAAUGGCUACAAUAAUUAUGAUGAUUUAUUCAUGGAAUUGGUUUUUGGAUACUAG